Messenger RNA from Drosophila serrata, 1502 nucleotides. RefSeq names its product Ornithine aminotransferase precursor (gene Oat). Gene Ontology annotation, molecular function: pyridoxal phosphate binding; identical protein binding; L-ornithine transaminase activity. Gene Ontology annotation, cellular component: cytoplasm. Lineage: Eukaryota; Metazoa; Arthropoda; Insecta; Diptera; Drosophilidae. The record is from RefSeq and is a predicted model, not a curated record.
UCCACAAGUGGAGGUGUCAGAAUCCGAGGGAUCUUAAGUAAUACCAUGUUCUCGAAGCUAUCAACCCGCGGCAUCGCCACCCGCCUGAGCUGCUUGGCCCAGAAGGCAGCUGCCCAGGAAUCAACCGCAUCCGCCGGAUCCCUCUCGGAGGCCGUCUACGCCCGCGAAAACAAGUACGGCGCCCACAACUACCACCCCCUGCCAGUGGCCCUGACCAAGGGCGAGGGCGCCUUCGUCUGGGACGUCGAGGGUAAACGCUACUUCGACUACUUGAGUGCCUAUUCGGCUGUUAACCAGGGACACUGCCAUCCGAAAAUCGUCAAGGCCCUAACCGAGCAGGCCUCCAAGUUGGCCUUGACAUCCCGUGCCUUCUAUUCGGAUGUCCUUGGAGAAUACGAGGAGUAUGUCACGAAGCUCUUUGGAUACGACAAGGUCCUGCCCAUGAACACCGGUGUCGAGGGUGGAGAAACUGCCUGUAAAUUGGCCCGCAAAUGGGGAUAUCUGCAAAAGGGCAUUCCCAAGAACCAGGCCAAGAUCAUCUUCGCCCGGAACAACUUCUGGGGCCGCACUCUGUCCGCCGUUUCCGCCUCUAAUGACCCCAGCAGCUAUGAAGGAUUUGGACCCUUCAUGCCAGGCUUCGAACUGAUUGAUUACGAUAAUGUUACUGCGCUGGAGGAGGCGCUCAAGGAUCCCAAUGUGUGCGCCUUUAUGGUGGAACCCAUUCAGGGUGAGGCCGGAGUGGUGGUGCCCAGCGAUGGCUAUCUGAAGAAAGUCCGGGAGCUGUGCUCCAAGCACAAUGUUCUCUGGAUUGCCGAUGAGGUGCAGACGGGAUUGGCAAGAACAGGAAAAAUGCUGGCGGUAAAUUACGAAGAGGUCCAACCAGAUAUUCUGAUCCUGGGCAAAGCCUUGUCCGGAGGCAUGUAUCCCGUGUCUGCGGUCCUCUGCAAUGACCAAGUUAUGCUCUGCAUUAAGCCCGGCGAGCACGGAUCCACCUAUGGUGGCAAUCCCUUGGGCUGCCGGGUGGCCAUGGCCGCUCUGGAGGUCCUACAGGAGGAGAAACUGGCGGAGAAUGCCUAUAAAAUGGGUGCGUUGCUGCGCAAGGAGCUGUCAGGUCUUCCCAAGGAAGUGGUUUCCGUAGUUCGCGGAAAAGGACUUCUCAACGCCAUUGUCAUUAAUCAGAAAUACGAUGCCUGGCAGGUGUGCCUGAAGCUCAAGGAGAACGGUCUCCUGGCGAAGCCAACUCACGGGGACAUCAUCCGAUUCGCCCCACCUCUGGUCAUCACUGAAAGCCAAAUGCGAGAGAGCAUUGACAUUAUUAAGGGGACCAUUCUGUCCAUGUAGAUCUUCGGACAAGAGCUCAUGUUGUGGCUCAAUAUUUUAAAGCUAAUUUUUUCGGUUAAGUUUCUUUUGGGAAGUCUGAAAUAACAUACAUUGUUAUAAUGCCUGUAUAACAAGGCCUAGAAAUGUACAAAAUAAAAACGAAAUCAUAUUCUAUUAUCAAU